AAUGCGUGGCGCGCGCGAGCGAGCAGCGGAGAAUCAGGAAGUCACCGCGGCGAAGCGCACAGACAUGUUUGAUCGCCGUGACAUGACGCGCGCGAGGGAGGAAGAGGAGGCGGCGGGGGCAGGGCCGCGGGCACCGGCCUAAGCAGUGGCGUGCACUCCGCUCCCUCCCUGCCCCAGGCGCCACCCGCCUGAGCCCGGGGCCAUUCCGCGUAGCCCAGCUUAGUGUUACUCUGCUGAUUGGCAGAGCAGGGAGAAGUAGAUGUCCACACCCACAGACCCAGCUGCAAUGCCCCAUCCUGGGCCCUCCCCGGGGCCUGGACCUUCUCCUGGACCAAUUCUGGGGCCUAGUCCAGGACCAGGACCAUCCCCAGGUUCAGUCCACAGCAUGAUGGGGCCCAGUCCUGGACCCCCCAGUGUCUCACAUCCUAUGUCAACAAUGGGCUCUGCAGACUUCCCACAGGAAGGCAUGCACCAGAUGCAUAAGCCCAUGGACGGGAUACACGACAAGGGGGCUGUAGACGAUGUCCACUGUGGAUCCAUGAAGGGCACCAGCAUGCGCCCACCACACCCAGGAAUGGGCCCUCCACAGAGCCCGAUGGAUCAGCACAGCCAAGGUUAUAUGUCACCACAUCUCUCUCCUUUGGGAGCCCCAGAGCACGUCUCCAGCCCUAUAUCUGGAGGAGGUCCAACCCCACCUCAGAUGCCACCGAGCCAGCCAGGGCCACUCAUCCCAGGAGAUCUGCAGGCCAUGAACCAGCCUAACAGAGGUCCCUCGCCUUUCAGUCCUGUCCAGCUGCAUCAGCUUCGAGCUCAGAUUUUAGCUUACAAAAUGUUGGCCAGGGGCCAGCCCCUCCCUGAAACACUGCAGCUUGCAGUCCAGGGGAAAAGGACCUUGCCUGGCAUGCAGCAGCAGCAGCAGCAGCAGCAGCAACAGCAACAGCAGCCUCAGCAGCAACAGCAGCAGCCCCAGCAGCCUCAGCAGCAACAGCAGCAGCCUCAGCAGCAGCAGCCAGCCCUUGUUAGCUACAACAGACCAUCUGGCCCUGGGCAGGAGCUGCUGCUGAGUGGCCAGAGCACCCCGCAGAAGCUGUCAGCACCAGCACCCAGCGGCCGGCCGUCGCCUGCACCCCCAACCACUGCCCAGCCCACGGCCACAGCUGUGCCCGGGCCUUCAGUGCAGCAGCCUGCCCCAGGGCAGCCGUCUCCGGUCCUGCAGUUACAGCAGAAGCAGAGCCGUAUCAGCCCAAUCCAGAAACCGCAAGGCCUCGACCCCGUGGAGAUCCUGCAGGAGCGAGAGUACAGACUGCAGGCUCGCAUAGCUCAUAGGAUACAAGAACUGGAAAGUCUGCCUGGCUCUUUGCCACCAGAUUUACGAACCAAAGCAACUGUGGAACUAAAAGCACUUCGCUUACUCAAUUUCCAACGUCAGCUGAGACAGGAGGUGGUGGCCUGCAUGCGGAGGGACACCACCCUGGAGACGGCUCUCAACUCCAAAGCAUACAAGCGGAGCAAGCGCCAGACCCUGCGGGAGGCGCGUAUGACAGAGAAACUGGAAAAGCAGCAGAAGAUAGAACAGGAGAGGAAACGACGGCAGAAGCACCAGGAAUACCUGAACAGUAUUUUGCAACAUGCGAAAGAUUUUAAGGAAUAUCACCGGUCUGUGGCUGGGAAGAUCCAGAAGCUGUCCAAAGCUGUGGCGACUUGGCAUGCUAACACUGAAAGGGAGCAAAAGAAGGAGACGGAGCGGAUCGAGAAGGAGAGAAUGCGGAGGUUGAUGGCUGAAGAUGAGGAAGGCUACAGGAAACUCAUUGACCAAAAGAAAGACAGACGCUUAGCGUACCUUUUGCAGCAGACCGAUGAGUAUGUGGCCAACCUGACCAACCUGGUUUGGGAGCACAAGCAGGCCCAAGCUGCCAAAGAGAAGAAGAAAAGGAGGCGGCGGCGAAAGAAGGCUGAAGAGAAUGCAGAGGGCGGGGAGUCUGCCCUGGGACCAGAUGGAGAGCCAAUAGAUGAAAGCAGCCAGAUGAGUGACCUGCCUGUCAAAGUGACACACACAGAGACUGGCAAGGUCCUCUUUGGACCUGAAGCACCCAAAGCAAGUCAGCUGGAUGCCUGGCUGGAGAUGAAUCCUGGUUAUGAAGUUGCUCCCAGAUCUGACAGCGAAGAGAGUGACUCUGAUUACGAGGAAGAGGAUGAAGAAGAAGAGUCUAGUAGGCAGGAAACAGAGGAGAAGAUCCUGCUGGAUCCAAACAGUGAAGAAGUUUCUGAAAAGGACGCCAAGCAGAUCAUUGAGACUGCAAAGCAGGACGUGGAUGAUGAAUACAGCAUGCAGUACAGUGCCAGAGGGUCACAGUCCUACUACACAGUGGCCCACGCCAUCUCCGAGAGGGUAGAGAAACAGUCUGCCCUCCUCAUUAACGGGACCCUAAAGCAUUACCAGCUCCAGGGCCUGGAAUGGAUGGUUUCCCUGUAUAAUAACAAUUUGAAUGGAAUCUUAGCUGAUGAAAUGGGGCUAGGCAAGACCAUCCAGACCAUUGCACUCAUCACAUAUCUGAUGGAGCACAAAAGACUCAAUGGCCCCUACCUCAUCAUUGUUCCCCUCUCGACUCUAUCUAACUGGACAUAUGAAUUUGACAAAUGGGCUCCUUCUGUGGUGAAAAUUUCUUACAAGGGUACCCCUGCCAUGCGACGCUCCCUUGUUCCCCAGCUACGGAGUGGCAAAUUCAAUGUCCUCCUGACUACUUAUGAAUACAUUAUAAAAGACAAGCACAUUCUUGCAAAGAUUCGGUGGAAAUACAUGAUCGUGGACGAAGGCCACCGGAUGAAGAAUCACCAUUGCAAGCUGACUCAGGUCUUGAACACACACUAUGUCGCCCCCAGAAGGAUCCUUUUGACUGGGACCCCGCUACAGAAUAAGCUCCCUGAACUCUGGGCCCUCCUCAACUUCCUUCUCCCUACAAUCUUCAAGAGUUGCAGCACAUUCGAGCAGUGGUUUAAUGCUCCAUUUGCCAUGACAGGCGAAAGGGUGGACUUGAAUGAAGAAGAAACUAUCUUGAUCAUCAGGCGUCUGCACAAGGUGUUGAGACCCUUUUUACUGAGGAGACUGAAGAAAGAGGUUGAAUCUCAGCUUCCAGAAAAGGUUGAAUAUGUGAUCAAGUGCGACAUGUCAGCUCUGCAGAAGAUUCUGUAUCGUCAUAUGCAGGCCAAGGGGAUCCUCCUCACAGAUGGUUCUGAGAAAGAUAAGAAGGGGAAAGGAGGUGCCAAGACGCUUAUGAACACGAUCAUGCAGCUGAGAAAAAUUUGCAACCACCCAUAUAUGUUUCAGCACAUUGAGGAAUCCUUUGCUGAACACCUGGGCUAUUCAAAUGGGGUCAUCAAUGGGGCUGAGCUGUAUCGGGCCUCAGGAAAGUUUGAGCUACUUGAUCGUAUUCUGCCCAAAUUGAGAGCGACUAACCACCGCGUGCUGCUUUUCUGCCAGAUGACGUCUCUCAUGACCAUCAUGGAGGAUUACUUUGCUUUUCGGAACUUCCUUUACCUACGCCUUGAUGGCACCACCAAGUCUGAAGAUCGAGCUGCUUUGCUGAAGAAAUUCAAUGAACCUGGGUCCCAGUAUUUUAUUUUCUUGCUGAGCACACGAGCUGGGGGCCUGGGCUUAAAUCUUCAGGCCGCUGACACAGUGGUCAUCUUUGACAGCGACUGGAAUCCUCAUCAGGAUCUGCAGGCCCAAGAUCGAGCUCACCGUAUCGGCCAACAAAACGAGGUUCGGGUUCUGAGGCUCUGCACUGUCAACAGUGUCGAAGAAAAGAUUCUCGCAGCUGCGAAAUACAAGCUGAAUGUGGAUCAGAAGGUUAUCCAGGCGGGCAUGUUUGAUCAGAAGUCAUCUAGCCACGAGCGGAGAGCAUUCCUGCAGGCCAUAUUGGAGCAUGAAGAGGAGAACGAGGAAGAAGAUGAAGUACCAGAUGACGAGACCCUGAACCAGAUGAUUGCUCGCCGGGAAGAAGAGUUUGAUCUUUUUAUGCGCAUGGACAUGGACCGGCGCAGGGAAGAUGCCAGAAAUCCAAAGCGCAAGCCUCGCCUGAUGGAGGAAGAUGAGCUGCCCUCCUGGAUUAUUAAGGAUGACGCCGAAGUGGAAAGGCUCACGUGUGAAGAAGAGGAGGAGAAGAUAUUUGGCAGGGGUUCGCGCCAGCGCCGGGAUGUGGACUACAGCGACGCCCUCACGGAGAAGCAGUGGCUCCGGGCCAUCGAAGACGGCAAUUUGGAAGAAAUGGAAGAGGAAGUUCGGCUCAAGAAGAGAAAAAGACGAAGAAAUGUGGAUAAAGAUCCUGUGAAGGAAGACGUGGAAAAGGCCAAGAAGAGAAGAGGCCGCCCUCCAGCCGAGAAACUGUCGCCAAAUCCCCCAAAACUGACGAAGCAGAUGAACGCCAUCAUCGAUACUGUGAUAAACUACAAAGAUAGGUGUAACGUGGAGAAGGUGCCCUGUAAUUCUCAGUUGGAAAUAGAAGGAAACAGGUCAGGACCUGCCUUGUAUCCCCAUGUCUCUAAACACAGUUCAGGGCGACAGCUCAGUGAAGUCUUCAUUCAGUUACCUUCCAGGAAAGAGUUACCAGAAUACUAUGAAUUAAUUAGGAAGCCAGUGGAUUUCAAAAAGAUAAAGGAAAGAAUUCGUAAUCAUAAGUACCGGAGCCUGGGUGACCUGGAGAAAGAUGUCAUGCUUCUCUGUCACAACGCACAGACAUUCAACUUGGAAGGAUCCCAGAUCUAUGAAGACUCCAUCGUCCUACAGUCGGUAUUUAAGAGUGCUCGGCAGAAAAUCGCCAAAGAAGAAGAGAGUGAGGAAGAAAGCAAUGAAGAGGAGGAGGAAGAUGAUGAAGAGGAGUCCGAGUCAGAGGCAAAAUCUGUGAAGGUGAAAAUCAAGCUCAAUAAAAAAGAAGAGAAAGGCCGGGACACAGGGAAAGGCAAGAAAAGGCCAAACCGAGGCAAAGCCAAACCCGUCGUGAGCGAUUUUGACAGCGACGAGGAACAGGAUGAGAACGAACAGUCAGAGGCAAGCGGGACUGAUGAUGAGUGAGCAGCAUGGACUUGAGCUGACCACGGCAGAACUGAACACUUUCUUCCCCGUUCUCCCCCUUUCUCCCCAGUGAGUUCAUUUGCCCUUCGGGCACUGGGUUAUUUCUCCGUCCUCAUUGUCAUCUAGAGCUAGCUUUAGGAUAGUGCCAGACAAACAUAUGAUAUCAUGGUGUAAAAAAAACAAAACACUGGUCUACACACACACACACACACACACACACACACACACGAAUAUUUGUAACAUAUUGUGACCAAAUGGGCCUCAAAGAUUCAAAGAUUAAAAACAAACAAAAGCUUUUGAUGGAAAAGACGUGGGUGGAUAGUAUAUUUCUACAGGUGGGUCAAAUUUGGUAGCAAUUUGAUGUGCUUGCUUCCAUCAUCUGCCCUGAUGAGAAGAUUUUUAUCUUCUACAGCGCUGAUGACCAGGAGAAGCCAUUAAAAGCCACUGGUUAUUUUAUUUUUCAUCAGGCAAUUUUCAAGAUUUUCAUUUGUUCAGUAUUGUUUUCUUGUUUGUUUGUUUUUUACACUGUGGUACAUAUAAGCAACUUUAUUAGGUGACAAAUGUACAGUAGUUAGAUAUCACCUACAUAUACAUUUUUCCAUUUUAUGCUCUAUGAUCUGAAGAACAAAAAAAAGCUUUUUGACUUGUAUAAGAUUUAUGUGUACUGUAAACAUUGCGGAAUUUUUCCCCCCUUUGGCUCUUGUUUUAUUGACAACGCUAUUGACUAUUACAGUGUCUAGAGUGUCCCGAUGGCUUCUUUUGUUCACCUGAGCUCCUGUGUUACCAAUGGGUAUGGUCUCCUUCUCCCUAAAGUGUACUUAAUCUUUGCUUUCUUUGCACAAUGUCUUUGGUUGCAAGUCAUAAGCCUGAGGCAAAUAAAAUUCCAGUAAUUUCGAAGGAUGUGGUGUUGGUACUUUUCCUAAUAAACCAAUAACUUACCUUGA
Phodopus roborovskii (desert hamster) is the source of this 6012-nucleotide messenger RNA. RefSeq names its product SWI/SNF related, matrix associated, actin dependent regulator of chromatin, subfamily a, member 2 (gene Smarca2). Bases 260 to 5068 code for a protein of 1602 amino acids. The transcript is spliced from 34 exons. The record is from RefSeq and is a predicted model, not a curated record. Gene Ontology annotation, biological process: positive regulation of transcription by RNA polymerase II. Gene Ontology annotation, cellular component: nucleus. Lineage: Eukaryota; Metazoa; Chordata; Mammalia; Rodentia; Cricetidae. Gene Ontology annotation, molecular function: DNA binding; histone binding; ATP binding.